Cooperia oncophora is the source of this 528-nucleotide messenger RNA. Lineage: Eukaryota; Metazoa; Nematoda; Chromadorea; Rhabditida; Trichostrongylidae. The record is from the annotation of a GenBank genome assembly.
AUGAAGUCGAAAGAUGAAAUUUUUGACGAAAUUCUGGGAAAAGAGGGCGGUUACGUCAAUCACCCGGAUGAUAAAGGUGGUCCGACUAAAUGGGGCAUCACUGAAAAAGUUGCCCGUGCACACGGUUAUCAGGGCGGAUAUUCGCGCCUCGAAAUACUCGAGGCGGACUACUGGUACGGACCACGAUUCGACCAGGUUGAGGACCUGUCUCCUGAUAUUGCCGCAGAGUUGUGCGAUACGGGCGUGAACAUGGGGCCAACUGUGGCGUCCAGAAUGCUUCAACGCUGGCUGAACGUUUUCAACCUGCGCGGGAAACUCUAUCCGGAUAUGGAUGCAGAUGGACGCAUCGGGCCGCGUACUCUUAAUGCAUUACGGGCAUAUCUGAAAAAUCGCAGCAGGGAUGGUGAACUGGUACUGGUGAAAGCCCUGAACUGUACGCAGGGCGAGCGUUAUCUGGAGCUGGCAGAGAAACGCGAGGCCAAUGAGUCGUUUGUCUAUGGCUGGAUGAAAGAGCGCGUGGCUGUGUGA